Messenger RNA from Staurois parvus, 3111 nucleotides. The record is from the annotation of a GenBank genome assembly. Lineage: Eukaryota; Metazoa; Chordata; Amphibia; Anura; Ranidae.
AUGGAGCAGCCAGGAGCCCCUCUAGUGCUGAAGAACCGGAGAACCACCCUAGAGAGAGUGGAGAAGUUCAUCUCUGCUGUGUACUUCACUGACUGCAACCUGAGGGGGAGGUUGUUUGGAGCGAGGUGUCCUGUGGAUUCCCUCUCCUGCUUUUUAACAAAGGAACGGAUCUCCUAUGAAGAUGCUUUGAAGAAAGACUUUCAACCUGCUCAGGUUGGACAGACCUUUGGACCAACUUGGUGGACUUGUUGGUUCAAAGUGCAGCUGAGCAUGCCUGAGAAGUGGUGCGGACAGGAAGUCCAUCUAAUAUGGGAAAGUGACGGUGAAGGGUUGGUGUGGAAGGAUGACAUGCCAGUCCAGGGUUUAACAAAAGAGGGUGAAAAAAACAGCUACAUUUUGACCAGACAUUUAAAGGAAGGGGAUCCACACAGUAUGACCCUCUACAUUGAGAUGGCUUGCAAUGGUCUGUUUGGAGCUGGUGAGGGAGGGAUGAUUGCACCAGUUGAUCCAAACAAGACGUUUACUCUACAGAAAGCUGAGCUUGCUGUUUACAACCGCAAUGUAGAAGAACUACUUCUGGAUUUUGAAAUUCUCUAUGAUAUGGCCAGGUUGCUUGGUGAAGAUAACCAAAGAAGCUAUCAAGCUCUCUAUGUGGCUAACCAAAUGGUGAACCUAUGUGAUGUAUAUGAUCCUGGUACCUUUGCUGCCGUUGCCAAGUUGGCUUCCACAUUUUUCAGCCAAAAGAAUGGAGACAGUCAGCACAUGAUUCACGCCAUGGGACACUGCCACAUUGACUCUGCAUGGCUGUGGCCAUAUAAAGAAACCAUAAGAAAAUGUGCUCGUAGUUGGGUAACCGCAGUACAGCUGAUGGCAUCCAAUCCAGACUUUACGUUUACAUGCUCUCAGGCCCAGCAGCUGGAAUGGGUGAAAACACACUAUCCUGGGUUAUACUCACAGAUUAAGGAGUAUGUCAAGCGUGGUCAGUUCAUUCCUGUUGGUGGCACGUGGGUGGAGAUGGAUGGAAACCUUCCCAGUGGGGAGUCGAUGGUGCGCCAGUUCCUACUGGGCCAGCACUUCUUCCAAGAGGAGUUUGACAAAAUGUGCUCAGAGUUUUGGUUACCGGACACAUUUGGAUAUUCCGCCCAGCUGCCUCAGCUGAUGAAUGGCUGUGGGAUCCACCGUUUCUUGACCCAAAAGUUGAGCUGGAGUCUGGUCAAUGCUUUUCCUCAUCAUACCUUUCAUUGGUCAGGAAUUGAUGGUUCAAAGGUUCUGGCUCACUUCCCCCCCCAGGGGAUUCCUAUGGAAUGAAGGGCACAGUGGAGGAGAUGCUGAAAACCGUGAAGAACAACCGUGAUAAAGGCCGAGUGAACUCUGGCAUUGCCCUUUAUGGGUUUGGUGAUGGCGGUGGAGGUCCUACUGAAAAGAUGUUGGGAAGAUUUAGAAGGAUGAAGGACACAGAUGGCUUGCCCAGAGUACAACUGUCUUCCCCGGACAAAUUUUUUUCUGCUUUGGAGACAGAUACUUCUCAGCUCUGUACCUGGGUAGGAGAACUGUUCCUGGAGCUGCACAAUGGGACCUAUACAACACAAGCACAGAUCAAGAAAGGGAACCGGCAGUGUGAGCAGUUACUACACAAUGUGGAAUUCCUCAGCUCUGUUGCCCAUGCAGAAGAUGGCCAUUUCAUCUAUCCAACUUCUAAUCUUCAGCACCUUUGGAGGUUGCUAUUAUUGAAUCAGUUCCAUGAUGUCCUACCAGGGAGCUGUAUCCAGGACGUUGUGGAAGAUGCAAUGCACUACUAUAAGGAAAUCCAAGAAGGAGGAGCAAAACUUCUUGUUGAAGCUUUACAGUCUAUAUUACACACCGUGCUCCAGUCCCAACCCAGUCCGGCUGUAUCGGUGAUAAACACUUUGCCUUGGGAGCGCACUGAAGUUAUUUCUAUGCCAGGGACAUCAGAAGAGCAGAAAUUAGGUCUUGUGAAGGUGCCCAGUAUGGGUUAUGUUGUAAUGCCUCAGAACGUUAAUCCUUGUACUCCAGUGACAGUUGUCAUGCAGGAUGACGGCUCUGUAAUCAUGGAGAAUGAAAUACUUUCUGCCAGCCUUGACUCUAUGGGACAUUUGACAUCUCUGAAAUUGUUGUCCUGUAACAGGGAAUCCAUACCCCAAAACUCUUAUGGGAAUCAGUUUGUGAUAUUUGAUGACAUUCCUCUGUACUGGGAUGCUUGGGAUGUGAUGGACUAUCACUUGGAGACCAGGAAACCAAUAUCAAACCUCGUAAAUAAACUCCAGAUCAGCAGCAGUGGAGGACUGAGAGGAGUUGUGACAUUCACUCUGCAAAUCAGUGAAGCUAGCACUAUCGUACAAGAGAUAAUCCUGGAAGCUGCAACCCCAUACAUUCGUUUUUAAGACAAAGGUGUCAUGGAACGAGGCUCAUAAGUUCUUAAAAGUUGAAUUCCCAACAACCGUUCAUAAUACAAAUGCUACUUACGAGAUUCAGUUUGGACACUUGCAGAGACCCACUCAUCGCAAUACUUCUUGGGACUGGGCACGAUAUGAGGUUUGGGCUCACCGCUGGAUGGACCUGUCCGAGUACGGGUUUGGAGUUGCUGUGCUAAAUGACUGCAAAUACGGUUGCUCUGUAUGUGGAAAUGUCCUCAGUCUCUCUUUACUGAGAGCCCCAAAAUCCCCAGAUGCUACUGCUGAUGUUGGACUUCAUGAGUUUUCCUAUGCAAUAAUGCCUCAUCAGGGAUCAUUUCAGGAAGCAGGAGUUAUCCAAAGUGCAUAUAACUUUUGUAUUCCUCUUCUGACAACAACAUCACUAGUUGAACAGACCACCUCCAGGAGUUUUUUCACUGUCUCCUCUCCAGCCGUGGUGCUAGAAACUGUAAAAAUGGCUGAAAAGCGCCCAGAUACUCUAGUAGUAAGGUUGUAUGAGGCCUAUGGCAGCACUGUUGACACCCAGCUCCAGACGUCACUCGCUGUAAAAGAAGCUUUCCUGUGUGAUCUCCUUGAACGGCCAUAUGACUUGGCAAAUGUUCUGUCUGAGGAUCGAUGUGUGAAGCUUUCCUUUACGCCAUUUAAAGUGCUGUCUGUGCUCCUAGUGCUGCAGAAAUAG